This is a messenger RNA of Neopsephotus bourkii (Bourke's parrot), 2236 nucleotides long. Its product is annotated as dedicator of cytokinesis protein 8-like. Gene Ontology annotation, biological process: small GTPase-mediated signal transduction; positive regulation of T cell migration; positive regulation of GTPase activity. The record is from RefSeq and is a predicted model, not a curated record. The transcript is spliced from 14 exons. The annotation marks the transcript as partial. Gene Ontology annotation, cellular component: cell leading edge. Gene Ontology annotation, molecular function: guanyl-nucleotide exchange factor activity. NCBI's taxonomy places the organism in Eukaryota, Metazoa, Chordata, Aves, Psittaciformes, Psittacidae.
UGCCCUCGGCCCGGGCGGGAGUGGUGGAGGGUGUGACAGCUGCAGCGCGCUUUCCAAAAGGAAAAGGGUUGGGGCGGUGUGCAAGGAUUCCCGUCGCUGUGCACGUUCACAGGUACAAGGCUCUUUCCGUCCUCCUUCCUCGCUGCGCUUGCUGAAAUGCUUGCCUUACCUGCUGCUUCCCUUCAAAAUACCUACCGGCGGUUCGGGGUCGCCUGUGUUAAGCUGGGGGGGAAAGUUUCUGCCCUGUGCCCUGGCGCUCCGUGGCGGGCAGCCUGCAGGGGCCACCGGGGCAAGGCGCGGGUACCAGGGCCCGGCGGGGCAGGCAGUGGCAGGGCUGAGACGCCAGCUGUGCAGAUCCCUCCUCCCACUCCGACCGAUUUCGGUGAGGAAGGUGAAAUGCGGAAGCUGUCAACCAGAACUGUCAGCAGACCGUCGGGGGGUUAGCCCGGAGCAUGCAGUUAACAAAAAUAAACAAGAUGAAAUAAAACCGCCCUUCGUGCGUACAGCCGGCGUCCGUCCUCGUCGGCAGCCGGCACCCGCGGCUGCUCUCCCGCAUGGCGACUUUACCCGCCGCGGACAGGAGGGCGUUCGCCCUUAAAAUUAACAGGCACUCCUCUGCAGAAAUAAGAAAGCAAUUUACUCUCCAACCAGGCUUUGCACAGUUCUGUCAACGAAGCUUAAGUACCCCUGGCUUUUCUACUCUUCAUUUGCCUUCCUUUUAUGACGUAGUAGACCCAGUAGAUUUUGAAAGCUUCCUAAUGACACAGCUGAACAACUUGGACUCAGAACUAGCUCAAGAAAUUGGUGACUUUCCCGAAGAUGACUUGGACAUUGUCUUUACACCCAAAGAGUGCAGGACUUUGCAACCCUCUAUGCCAGAAGAUGGGGUUGAAUUGGACUUACAUGUCAGAGACUGCGUUCAGACGUAUACCAGGGAGUGGCUGAUUGUGAAUCGAAAGAGCCAAGGGAAUUCGGAUACUUGUAGCCUGAAAAACAAGGGAUCCCGGAAAGAUUUGCACAAGACGCUUCAAAAACAAACAUUUGAAUCAGAAACAUUGGAUUCCAGUGAUGCAAACCUUCAGGCAGGGCCCCGACAGGCCCAGGCACUCCCUGAGGAGACCUCGAGGACCACCCUCGCCACGUCUGACUUUGACCUGCGCAGCCUGCAGCCAGACCCCCGCCUGGAGAACCUGCUGCAGCACGUCAGUGCCGAGGAGUUUGAGAGGCAGAACGAGGAGGCCCGGCGCACCAACAGGCACGCCGAGCUCCUCGCCCUCUACCCCGCUGUGGAUGAGGAAGAUGCAGUGGAGAUACGGCCCGUGCCAGGUCGCCCAAAGGAACAUCUGGGAAACAGGAUUUUGGUGAAGCUGCAGACUCUGAAGUUUGAGAUAGAGAUUGAACCUUUAUUUGCCUGCAUGGCUCUCUAUGAUGUAAAAGAAAGAAAAAAGAUCUCAGAAAAUUUUCAUUGUGACCUUAACCCUGAUUCAUUGAGAGGAUUUUUGCGUUCUUAUACACCCUCCAUUGACUUGUCUAGUCAGGCAAGAUCAGCAGUAUUUUCUGUCACUUAUCCCUCAUCGGAUAUAUACCUAGUAAUAAAGAUAGAAAAAGUGCUUCAGCAAGGAGAAAUUGGAGACUGUGCAGAACCCUAUGCAGUUCUUAAAGAAAGCGAGGCUGGCAAGACAAAAGAAAAGAUUGAAAAACUGAAAGCCCAAGCUGAAUCCUUUUGUCAGCGGCUGGGGAAAUACAGAAUGCCAUUUGCCUGGAUUCCCAUAAGCCUGACUAAUGUCUUCAACCUUUCAACACUUGAACGAGAAAUACCUGAAACUGAAGGUUUAAAUGGGAAAGGAUCCACUAGUGACAAGAGGGCAACGCUGCUACAGGGAAGGAGAUUUUCUGAGAGAAGUCUCAGCUUGGAGGACAGUUCUCCAGUUUCAAACUUCAAAACAGUCUCUCUGACCCUCAGCACCUUCUUCAAGCAGGAAGGAGACAGGCUCAGUGAUGAAGACCUGUUCAAAUUUUUAGCUGAUUUCAAAAGAUCUUCUUCCUUACAGAGAAGAAUUAAGACUUUACCAGGAACACUUAAACUGGAGAUUUCCCCAGCUCCAGAAAACCUUGGCUAUUGUCUGACACCAGAAUUACUACCAGUGAAGCCUUUUCUAGAAAACCGUAAUCGUCCUCACAAAGAGAUUUUGGAAUUCCCAAUUAGAGAAGUGUACGUUCCCCACACUAUUUAUAG